Molecule: messenger RNA, 962 nt
Organism: Nicotiana tabacum (common tobacco)
Lineage: Eukaryota; Viridiplantae; Streptophyta; Magnoliopsida; Solanales; Solanaceae
Product: succinate dehydrogenase subunit 6, mitochondrial
Cellular component (GO): respiratory chain complex II (succinate dehydrogenase)
Source: RefSeq, a predicted model, not a curated record
AACAUUGUGCUAAGUACCAUUUUAGCCCUUGCAGCAGAGACUAGGCUCAGGUGUGGAAGCGACCAACACAAACAAUCACUAUAAAUUUCCCAACUUAGGCAAUCGAAGAACAAACAUUCAAUUACGCCAAAAAGAACAAUGGCUGAAGAAGACUCAUCAUUCGUGAGGAGACACUGGGAAGGAUAUAAGGCAUUCUGUGGAGAGAGAUUCUCCUUCUUGGACAACUACUCACCCUUCAUCCAGCGCGACAAGCCAUUACCUUCUUGGUCUGAAACUGAUGUCGACGAAUUCAUUGCUUCUGACCCUCUUCAUGGACCCACUCUGAAGACUGCUAGGGAAGCAGCAAAAUUUGGUGCUGUAGGAGCCCUAAUUGGAGCUGUUUCAACUGCAGGCGUUGCUUGGAAGUACUCAAGGAGUCUGCAUGGUACUGCAUUGUCUUUUGGAGCCGCUGCUGUUUUUGGCUGGACAUUUGGACAGGAAGUCGCGAACCACUGGCUGCAGCUAUACAGGCUCGAUACCAUGGCUUCACAGGUUAAGUUCAUGGAAUGGUGGCAGAACAAGGUUGAAGGACAAUCUUAACUUUGGCUAACUUUAGAAGACUGAAGACACUCAAGUUGGCUUUGCUGUUAAUGCGAAUGAACAUUUGUAAUGUGCAAUAAAAAUCUGUGGCAGUGUUCAAAUGGUGUCCUGCCGACUUGGAAUUUUGUUACCAGGGUAGUUUUUGACCAUGAGCUUGGCUGUUUGUUUUACCUACCGAGUGGCUAUGAUAGGAAUGCAAUUUCUGGCAGUUUUCUUUAAUAAAGUUAAAAGGUGGGGAAUCACCAGUUCUUUAAUAAGUUUGCAGUUUGGCGUUGUUUUAGAAAAUAGUUGAUGAGGAAAUUUUUUAUGGUGAAUAGUGGAAUUUGAAUUUUUACUGAUUGUGUAAUGUGGUUCACUUGAGAUAAUCUUGAUAUUCAACCCUC